Messenger RNA from Drosophila erecta, 3023 nucleotides. RefSeq names its product nucleosome-remodeling factor subunit BPTF. NCBI's taxonomy places the organism in Eukaryota, Metazoa, Arthropoda, Insecta, Diptera, Drosophilidae. Bases 314 to 2239 code for a protein of 641 amino acids. The transcript has 6 exons. The record is from RefSeq and is a predicted model, not a curated record.
AUCGCAUUCCCAAUUAGCAGUCGCCGGAAUCCAGUGACAGGUGGGUCGGCAGCCACAAUGCUGGCGUGCAAGUUCAAAGGGCAGCCAGGACGAUGACAAGUGGGCUUUUCACACUCAAAGUCGCGAAAAUAUAUGCACUUGCCAGCACACAGGAUACAUACAGACGGAGCGCAGGCAAAUCUGCUUUUAGGUCACACAAAAGGCUCUCGCAGCAUCAACAGGAGCGAGGACCACGGCGUUGCAAGAACGAACCAACAAGAACCAGGAAUUGAUGACACCCGAUUCGGGCCAAGCGAAUUGAACAGCAGUCGCGAUGCCCUCCCGUCGCGGUGGUGGUGGCACCACCAAGAGGAAGCACUCGCUGGGUAACCUGCGACGGGCUCAUCCUGCCUCCGGCGCCACAUGGAACGUCCAGGUGGUGCGCGGCAAGAUGUCCUCCAAGUGCCUGUGGCACGCCUGUCGCGCCUUGAUUCUGGGCCUCACCCUGAUGCUUCUCGGCGCCGGAAUGGCCACUCUGGGCUACUAUGCGGAUCACCUAUCGAUGGGCUCCGAGUUGCGGGGCAAUGUCACGGUGCGGGUGAAGAACGACCUGAAGGGCUUCCACCUGAACAACUUCGCGUACGUGGGCCCCAUUGUCAUGGGUUUCGGCGGCUUCAUCGUGGUGGCCUCCUGCGUGAUGACCUUCGAGGCCCGGGACUCCGCCGCUAAGGUCGUUCCAGCACGAUUGAGAGCUGGAGCAGGGGGCAGCAGCAAGAAUCCCUCGCGGAGCAACCAGGGCAGCUCCGCGUCACAGCGUCGCGGGAUGGGUGCGCAGUACCAGUCGAGUCGCUGGGACCAGCACUUCGGGGUGUUCCGCUCCUCGCCGGGCGAUCCUCACCAGCAGCCGCAGACCGCCUGCAUCUCCACCACGCAUCCGCAUCAGCACUCACAUCCGCAGCAGCCAUUCGAUCGCGAGGCACUCACCGCCGAACUGGUCCAGUUCUCCAGGUCACUCAGCAGUGUGCGCCGAGUGCGCCAAGUGCGUCCGGGCUUGGGAGCGGGAUCGCAUCCAUCCGGAGGAGGAGGCGGAGGAGCUGGCUCCUCUUCGUCGGCCCGGAUCAUCAGCAAUUCCUCCAGCCUGAUCCAGAGGGCCACCAGGGAGUGCUCCCUGCUCCAGCCCCCAGCUGCCAGUCGAGUCUACUGGCAGGCCUCCUCCUUUGACGGCGGCAGCAAUCCUCCGCCCGGAUUGGGCAUGAGUUCUGGCGCCGAGAAGCGCAGUGAGCGGAACAAGCGCUCGGACACCGCCAAGCGGCACGUCCUUUCCCGGCAACGACCCAUUGAGCAGGAGGAGGCGCGGGAUCACAGUCGCAGUCCGCUGGGACACAGACGGAACUCUACCAUGUCGGACUCCUCGUACAGCGGCCGCUGGACGGCUCGCUGUGCUUCCAUCGCCAGUCGAACAUCCAGUAUCGAGUCUCGGCGCGUUCAGGUGGAUCUUCAUAGUCCCGAGGUGAUGCCAAAAUCCAUUCUCCGUUCGCCCAAGCGCUACAGCUCCGGUCCAUCGGCCACGCCCUCCGUGGAGAAGGAGUUUCGGAGUCAGUUAUCCGUAUGCUCAGAGCCACCACCCCCGGUGCGACAGCUGUCGUGCCAAUCCAGCAUGGAGCCAGCCGUUCCCGAGGAAAGUUUGGAUCAGUCGGAGGAGCAGGAGGAGACCACACAGCCCAAGACGUCCUACGAGGAGAUCACCGAGCUACAGCACCACACGAGCAGCUUGCCGCCGAAAAAGGCUCGUCCGGGAUUCCUGCCCAUCGCGCGCAGCGAGCAGGAGGAAGAUGAGAGGCCAGUGGCCAAUCCGCUAUACAGGAGCAAUAGUUCCCGCCAGUUCUACAGACCCAAAAAGGGGGUGCCGAACGAGCGGGAUGAUUCCGUUUUCUACAUACGGUCCAUGGAAAGGGGAUUGGCUGGAAACGGUGGGUGUGGCAGUGCGGAUGAGCAGAUGUACGAUUCACUGAGGGUCAUAAAUGAGCGGAGGACCACUUUGCUGAAAGCCGACUCCCAGAGCUCCUUGGGAUCCGCGGAGCGAAAGUUGAGCAGCUUCUCCCUCAAAAUGCCGGAGAUCACGGAGCGGGAGAACUCUAUUGAGAUCGAAAUAGAUGCGGAUGAACUGCAUCCCACUGCCCCGCCCUCUCCUCCCCCACCUCCUCCUCCCCCACCGGGCAAUCCACAAGCAACUGAAUCAAUCCAGGAUCAGGAUCCCUAGGAUCGAAUGAUACAUCCACUUCAUAGCGUUUAACUAGCAGCCAUCGACAAUUACUUUAGCAACUCGAUUGAUGUUUGUAUAUGUAUUUUUGUGCGUGUGCGUGUCGUUUAUUUUUAUAACCCCUAGAUCGUACCUAGAUAAGUGUUAUAUAUAUACCAGCAAUUAUCUCUGUGUUGCCUCGGGCCUAAGCAAUCAACUAACGAAUCUUCAACGACGUCUAUUAACUUGAUAAACUGAUGUUAUUAAACGAAUAACUUCAGUUGCGAUCGAAAUAAUUACAGGUGUUACAGAUCUAUAGUUUUCAAUAUUCAAAGAGCUACAAAAUCAAACCAUCUCUGUGACUCAAAACAUCUUGAAAAACACAUUGACAUAUUAUUUUGAUCGCAGCUGUCGGCACUAGUCUUCCUAUUGUUAGAAUAUGAGAUAUAUCACGUUAUUACGAUCCCAUAUCUUGGGUUACUGUUACUGUUAAUGCUAAUCUCUACGAGGAUGUGUACUCACAACGAUCUAAUUACGAGGGCGAGGCCAAAUAAAUGCCAGAUUUGCGCAUACCCUGUAAAAAGUACAAUCAGCUUAUAGUAAAGACUGAUUAGGCAAAUUGAUUUACGAAAUUGGUCAACGGCGAAUGGAAAGGAUGUCAAUGAAAAGCAAUCGGAACACGGAUUAAGUUCGAUACACAUAUAUGAUUAGUUCUACGCUUUCUCAGUGUUAAUCCCCACAUAACAACAUUAUAUGUACCUAUACGAUUAUAGAUCUGAGUGUUUAUUUGUAAUACAUGCAAUUA